Molecule: messenger RNA, 369 nt
Organism: Eimeria maxima
Lineage: Eukaryota; Apicomplexa; Conoidasida; Eucoccidiorida; Eimeriidae
Product: SCP-like domain-containing protein, putative
Exons: 3
Cellular component (GO): extracellular region
Source: RefSeq, a predicted model, not a curated record
UUUGGAGAGAACAUAUACUAUAUUGGGGGGAACACGGCAAAGUGCGAGGACGCUGUGGAUCUCUGGUAUUCGGAAAUCAAAAACCUCAACGGGAAGUACCCUGGCGGUAGCUGGACUCUUAAAGAAGGACACUUCACGCAGGUGAUGUGGGCAGGCAGCACAGGCCUUGGCUGCGCGGCCACAAAUGGACAAAACUGUGAAGGCAGAACCAUUGUCAUAUGCAACUACAAGCCCCAAGGAAAUUGGGAAGAGGUAUGGAACAGCAUAAUGGAGGCCUCUGCUCCCUUCUCUUUGUCAUCGUCUCCGUUGUUUGCUCUGUUGGCCGCUGUUGCGGGGUGCAUAGUCAGCUGGGCCCUCAUAUGGCUUUGA